AUGACAGAGGUUCUCACAGCGACUCCAAACAUCACAUAUUUUGAGUAUCGCGGGGAACAAUUGGAUACCGUAACUUCCAGGAAACCCCUCCUGAAACCGCAAAUGGUGUGCAAUCUCCUCAGGAACGAGAACAAUCUUGCAGCUAGCCAGCCCAGUAACACAACCAAGCUGGACCUCCCGAAUCUCCAUCGCCAGCUACGCACUCUCAAAAUUGAUUUCCACAGCACUCAACUUUUCUUUGACUGGGACGAGAGCGAAACAAUCACUUCUUUGCAGGACUUUUCCAAGCUUCGAAACCUGGGCAUCGAUACGCACAGCUUUACCUCUCGAACCGAUAACCAGAACCAUCUCAUUAUGAACAACAUCGGCAGCAUGAUUCCGCAAUGCCUUGAGACUUUGGAGAUUAGUCGCGUCGGCGAGUUCCUUCUUGAGGAACUUGUCCAGGUUGGUCUGAGAGAAAUUGCCGAUUCGGUUAAGCAUGGACAUUUUCGACAGCUGAGACGGAUCAACCUUACAGAUUGCGUAGUUCAUGACCAUCGGCCGACACAACAGAAGGCUCUUCACGACUUACGGGAGAUGUUCGAUAUUCCCGGCGCGCCUUCCGCAUAUCUUAACGGCAAAGCCCUGUGA
Messenger RNA from Colletotrichum aenigma, 630 nucleotides. RefSeq lists its product as uncharacterized. The record is from RefSeq and is a predicted model, not a curated record. The transcript has a single exon. NCBI's taxonomy places the organism in Eukaryota, Fungi, Ascomycota, Sordariomycetes, Glomerellales, Glomerellaceae. Bases 1 to 630 code for a protein of 209 amino acids.